GCUUCCGCGCCGGCCGCACGUACAAUAGUUGUCAGCCGACCUCUUUUGUAUCGAAGUCGAAGUGUCAGCUUGUUUACAUCGAAAAGCUAGAGCGAUGCAUAGUGCGUUAGUUAGCGCGAUUGUGUCAUCGACCGAGCGUCGGUUAUCGCUAAAUUGCGAGUGAUUCACGGACAAUGUUCGCGACUGUGGUUUUACUGAAACUUUUUGUGAACUUGUGAAUUUUUUAAAGAUCCAAAGUGCCGAUCUUAUUAGCCAAAUUGAACUGUGACAUUUUUCUACAUUUAGACUCAGUGUGCCAUUUUCGAGUGUCAAAGUGUAAUCUUCGAGGAGAUAAAACUUAUUGUUAGAAAUAAUUUUCGAGAAAAUAUACGGACUAGAUUUUUUCUUGGAAAAAUAUUAAAAAUCAUAAAAUAGAAAUAUAAAUAAAAAUAUCAUCGAAAUUAUCUCUACUUAGAAAAAAGUCGACCAUAAAAUUGACACAAAUAUAAACCAGUGGAAAAAAAAGGUUUAGAAAGAAAAAGAACGUCGCUAUCCAUAAAGAUAAAAAAGUCGAAGGGAGACGAAAUCCAAACGCGCGCGAGCAUUUAUGCAUACAAAACAAACCGCAAUCUGUCCACGCUUCUUCCGUAGAAAAAGGCGUUGUGAGAGACAAAGAUGGCUAUAGCGUUCAACUUGCCGAGCGAAAGAGAGGCGGCUGAGGAGAACUUUUCACGAUUGAACCGGCUCCUCGCUGAGUUGUACGAGGUUUUAUGCCACAUCUUGGUAUCACGACAACCUGGGCAAGAAGCCCAGGAGAAUCGGCGAGAACGUCCCUACUCCGAGUCAGACAUAGAAAGACAGCAGAUCUCAUCGCCUCAGCAGUGCCGUCGCUCAGCGUCCUCCCCUCCACUCGCCUUAACCUUCGACAGCGACGACUUGGAAGACGAUGUUUUCGCCCCACGAACUGACAAUGGAAAUGAUAGAUUCUCAACGACAAAUCUUGAGAUAUUUAAUUACGGACGAUCUCCAGCCGGCGUGCUCUUGAGUCCAAGACGCGAAAGAUCUUUCAAUUUUUCGGUAACCAGCGAAAAACAUUGGAGGGAUAAGGGUGGGACGGACGUGGUUGAUAACGUUAUUGACGCUGACGUGACUGAUGCUGCCACACCAAGGUUGACCGAAAAGGAGACUUCAUCAUCGGAGAGUUCAAUAUUUUCAAUUCUACCUGACAAGUUGUCAGGUUCAAUUUGCACGGCUGUCUUAUUCAUGCUUGGCUGGAAGCUCUUCAGUAACAAGCGAUGAAAAAUUAAAAAAAAAACGCUUGGUUUGUUAAAACAAGAACUCGUGCCAGAGUAUUUUGAUACAUUUUGUUAUGAGAUAUAUUCUAAAAUACGCCAUUUUUUAAAUUUUAUUUUUCUAUUUUAAAAAUGAAAAUCUUUUAUCUGAUCGAAAACGGAAUUCAAUUUCUUUUCAAAAUGAAAAUGAUUUUACACAAUUAGUUUUAAUUGUAGUUUUUGAUAUGUAAUAGCAAUAUAUUUAGUGUAUUUAAGAUUAUGCUGUACACAUUAUUGUAAAGUUACGCGUGUAUAUAAAUUUACCUUCACAGUUUUGUAGACUGAUUAUGGAAAUUAUAAAAUCGUUGAAUUAAAUGUUGAUGAAUUUCACAUUUAUUAUUUUAUAAAAAUAUGAAAACGAAAUGUUUUAUUUGAUUUUCGAAAAUGAAAAUGUAACAUUACAGUUUUAAUUUAAUUACGUGCCGUAAUUAUGUAACAUGCCUUUGAUACUUAUAAUAUAAUUGUAAUCGAUAAAAAGUUAUAUAAACUGUGUACAUAAAUAAAAUAAAUGAACUGAAAUAAUCUGCGCACAAAAUUAUAUUAAUCAAUUUUUAGAUCUUUAGAUGUACGUCAUUAAAUCGAAAAAAGAAGUCAAUUGACAGUCCGCUCUGAAUGUACAUAUAUUAUUGAAAAAUACCAUUUUAGUAUCUUGUUAAAUUAAAGUAGUUGUUUGUAGCUUAAAUCGUUUACACGAAAUAUUAUACAGAGGUUAAAACGUAAACAAAAAAAAUGAAUACGGACCAGAAGUUAGAGCGAAAAUAGACUUUCAAUCUAUCUGUAAAGAGUCUAUUUCACAAUAAAUUGUUCCAAAGAGAGCAGCCUAAAAUUGUCAUCGUUUGAUCUCAUUAUAUUUGUAAUAAAAUGUUUAUUUUUAUAAUAUUUUAGCUUAUAUGAUAAACCGAUUUUGAUGAAGGCUUAAUAGUAAAUUAUUUUUGUCAAUAUUGGUCUAAUUAAAUAACAAAUAUAAGUUUGCUUUAAGAUAACAUACAUUGACGUUUUAUACGAAAAUAUAUAUUAAAUUAAACAUGUAUAUUAUGUAUUUUAUAAUCGAAAUAUAAU
Molecule: messenger RNA, 2369 nt
Organism: Vanessa atalanta (red admiral)
Lineage: Eukaryota; Metazoa; Arthropoda; Insecta; Lepidoptera; Nymphalidae
Gene: Ibm1
Exons: 3
Coding region: 655-1278 (207 amino acids)
Source: RefSeq, a predicted model, not a curated record